Molecule: messenger RNA, 1670 nt
Organism: Pieris rapae (cabbage white)
Lineage: Eukaryota; Metazoa; Arthropoda; Insecta; Lepidoptera; Pieridae
Product: PRADC1-like protein
Exons: 5
Coding region: 290-928 (212 amino acids)
Source: RefSeq, a predicted model, not a curated record
GGUUUUGAGUAUUGUUACUUGUAUGAUGUAUCCAAUAACCAAAAAAAGUAAAAUUUACGAAAUAGUAAAUACUAAUAACUAAUCUGUGAAUAUAACCUAAACUCUAUAGAAAUGAGGACAUUAUGUUAUCAAUGAAUGAAUUAGAAACAAUUUCUUUAAAAGUUAAAUGGUCCAUUUUUUUCUAUAGGUAAAUAAUUGGCAAUGUACAAUAAAAAUAGGAUAACCUAUAAACUAUUAUUAUUCUAAGCAAUGUAUUUAGUUAUUAAGUUAAUAUAAUUUACGAAAAAUAAUGUGUUCUAUAAAGACGUACAAAAGUACAAAUUUUAUUUUAGUAAUUGUUUUUGCAUUGCUAAAUAUAAAGCCAGUUUUACCUGGAGCAAAUGAUUUACAUUUUUAUGACGGGUCGUCGUCGGCUGAUGUCAUAGCCGGAGAUAUAUUUUUUGAGAUACUAGAUCCUCAAGAGUUGCGUUACUCAUAUAGAAUACGACCUGCCAAAGAUUUUGGUGCAACUUUUAAUGGUAGCUUUCACAUGAAGAAGGCAAGAUUAGUACCAACUAUACCUAUAAACAGUUGUUCUGAUCUUCACAAUCAAGAAGAUGUCACUGGAAAUAUUGCUUUAGCUGAGAGAGGUGAUUGCUCUUUUGUUUUUAAAACUGCCAAGGCUCAGCAAGCAGGCGCAAGGGCUAUUAUUAUAACAGAGUCUGUUAACAAAUGGGAUGAUCCAUUGGAUCAUCUAAUAGAAAUGGUGGAUGAUAAAAUGGACAUAGAUGUAAAUAUACCAGCAGCUUUUCUAUUAGGUCGUAAUGGAGCUACUAUUUUAAGAGCACUUAAAAAGUUACAUAUGAAGUAUGCUAUAAUAAACCUGCCGGUUAACAUGACUUAUGUCCCAAUAAAUAAAAUGAACCAACCGCCCUGGAUAACUUGGUAAAUUUGAUGUCAAUAAUUUUAAUUAAUUUUAUCUUUAUUUAGUAUAUAUUGUAACAAAAAUAUACUUCUUCAUCCAAUUGAUUCAUGGCUUAAUAUUAUGUAAAAUAAGUCUAUCAUUAGAUAUCUGAAGUAAUUAGGCACUUGUUUAUUUCCUCACUUUUUAUUUCUUCUCUAUGGACAAUAAGCUUAAAAUAAAAGUUUGUUGACAUUUUAUAUGAAUGCUGUGUAUAAGUAAUUUUAAUUAUUUUCUAUUGUUAAUAUAAAUAUAUAAAACAACUGGAAUCUCAUAUAUGAACUCUAUUUAAUUUCAAAGAUACCAUACAAGUCCAUUCAAUGAAAACAUUUUAAUACAUAGAAUGAAAAUCCAAGGUUAAAUUUGCCAUUAAGAGUUGUUUGUUAAUUUUAUCUUAAAAGAUGACUUGACGUUGAUAAAUAUAAAUUGAAAUUGACUAAUAACAACUACCUAUUAAUUUAUGUAUGUUAAAAUUGACUUGAAUUUAAAAUGUUUCUGGGAAUGGGUACCCUAGAAAUUCUAGUCCUGUCAAUUUAUGUAUAAUCUUAAGUUAAUAUAAUAAUAUGGUUUUAGUUAAAUGACCCCUUAAGUAAAAAACUAUUUUAUAGUCUUACAAGGAUGUUUUGGCAGUUAAAAUAGAUUUAAAUGCAUUAAGUGGAACUAAAUAUUGAAUUUUCUAUAUUUAUAAAAUUCAAAAAUGUGCCUUGUGCGGCUGUAAAAUAAUAUUACA